Messenger RNA from Sycon ciliatum, 645 nucleotides. RefSeq lists its product as uncharacterized. Bases 1 to 645 code for a protein of 214 amino acids. The transcript has a single exon. NCBI's taxonomy places the organism in Eukaryota, Metazoa, Porifera, Calcarea, Leucosolenida, Sycettidae. The record is from RefSeq and is a predicted model, not a curated record.
AUGCACAGAUCCACAUCCGGGAAGUUAACUCUGCCCAACCAGGAAGUGGCACGCCUAUCGGAGCAGCAGCGGGAGGUUCGGCUUCUUGCAGAGUCGGGUCACCACUCCUUGGCAGAGCUAAAGAGGCAGCGGAACCAGAUACAGCACAAGAUCCGUUCUAUUCAGCUGGCCGAUGCCAAUGAACGCCUCGGCAGACUGGCAGAGAAGGUGGAGCAGUCACCUGAUUCAGCACAGAUGUUCCUUGCUGCUUCGGCCAUGAAAAGUGGGUCUCAGCCAUCGAGUAUCAUGGUCAGCUCUGCUGAUGGCCACCUUUUGGCUUCAGAUAAGCAGAAGGCAGAGCGCGUCACGGAGCACUUCAAGGAUCUGUUCUGUAAAGAUCAAUCAGCUGUUAUUCAGAAGCUAGUCCCUCACUGGCUAAGUGUAGCAGCGUCUCCAGCGGAGGUGGAAACAGCGAUGAAACGAAUCAAAAACGGAAAGGCUUGUGGGCCGGACAAAGUUCCUGGAGAAUUACUGAAGUAUGGAACAUCACAGCUAUCCAUCGUCGCGGCAGACAUCAUCAACCAAAGCGUAGCAGAGGGUGCCGACAUGUCAUCGUUCAUCGGACUUGGCACACUGAUUCCUUUACAAAAACCAAAAAAAACCUAG